This is a messenger RNA of Manis javanica (Malayan pangolin), 2143 nucleotides long. RefSeq names its product tetratricopeptide repeat protein 39B-like. Gene Ontology annotation, molecular function: protein binding. Lineage: Eukaryota; Metazoa; Chordata; Mammalia; Pholidota; Manidae. Gene Ontology annotation, biological process: negative regulation of cholesterol storage; regulation of cholesterol metabolic process; cholesterol homeostasis. The record is from RefSeq and is a predicted model, not a curated record.
UCCUAACAUGGCACCUCACAGCUAUUAGUUCGUUGGCCUCCAUGAAAGAGGCAGCACCUCAGGCUGCGGAAGAAGUGGCCCCGUCAGGAGAGCAGGAGACCUCGUCACAGCCACAUUGCCGCCACUGCAGAUAUUUCUGUCUCUAAGGUCAGGAAGCAAAUAUGUCACCCCAUCCACGUAAAAGAGAAAAUGAUAAGGAAGAUGACUUUACAGCAUUUACUCUAAGGAAGGAAGAAAAUGAUGAAGAUGAGCUUGAAGAUGCCUAUGAAGUUAUCCCUGCAGCAACAAUAAUGAAUAUAGAUUCUUCCCUGGAAGAGUGCACAACUGGAUUGUAUUUAUUUCUAAAUAACAGGUUCUCAGAUGCCACAAAUCUCAUUCACCUGUGGUUGAAAAACAGCACAUUCCAUGCUCUAAUUUAUGGUGGUAUUAUGGUCAACAGAGCCAUCUUGACUUUUGAGCCACAGCAUAUGCAGAUUGGAAUGACUGCUACAAAGGAAGCUUUGAGGACCUGUAACAGUUUCUGAAGAAAAUCUAGGAUGAGUUUUUCCCAUGUACUGAAUAAACAGGGAAUGAAGGCCAUCAGAGAAGAGGAAUUACAUGCAAAAGUCUGCUAUGCUGAGUGCUUGAUUUUGAAAUCCACUGUAUCAUUUGUACAAGACGACAGUAUUCUUGGUUUUCUUAGAACUGGGAUCAGCAUUGGGUCAAGUUACCAAAUAUACAAAGACUGUCAACAAGUGUUAACACAGAUACCUAACAACCAAAGCAAAACCUACAGGCACCUGGUUGGAGGAGUAAAAUUUGGACUUGGAGCAUUCAAUCUGAUGUUAUCACUCAUGACACCAAGGAUACUUAAACUACUCAAUAUUGUUGGUUAUGCCGGUGAUAGAGACGUAGGCUUGACUUUGUUUCAUGAGAGUGAAUCUGAAUCCCAUAUAAACAAGGUCUUAAGUGUUUUGAAUCUACUUUUUUAUUACAGUUAUAUCUAGGUAGCUUUUGGUGCUGAAAAGGGUCACAGUCCUGUUAUAGAGAAUCUCUUCCUAAUCUACGUCCAUAGAUUUCCAAAGUGUGUUAUACUUAAAUUCUUUCAUGCACAUUUUAGUAUGCUGAAAGGAAAAUUUUAAAAUGCACAGUUAACAUUAGAGGAGUGCAUUUUUCUUCAGAAUGAGUGGAAACAGGUUCAUCACCUCUAUUACUGGGAACUCAUUUCCAUUCAUAUUUUUCUGCAGGAUUGGAAGCAGGCUUACCGCUAUGCUGAUCUACUGUAUCAACAUAACAGGUGGUCCAAGGCAGUAUAUUUGUAUGCUAAAGCUACACGUCUGAUCUUGCUCCCUGACUUUGUGAAAUUAGUAUGUAAGGACAUAAACUCUCUUUUCUUAAAAGUGGAUAGCCUGAGAAUCAAAAUUUCAGGAACUUCUGUGCCAAUAGAAAAGUUUAUUGCUGAGAAGGGUAUGCGCUACGGUACAACUACUGGCUGGUUUACUGCACAACCUAUUUUGGAAUUCAUUUAUGCCUGGAGUGGUUUCCGAGUCAUAAGCAAAAAACUAGACCUUAUUUCAAGCUGGCUGUCAAUAAUUGACAAAGGAAAAGAACUUCUACAAGAAAGUCCAAAUAAAAAGUAUGGCACAGAUGACAUAAGUUUGCUAAGUUUACUGAGAGGUCUGUGCUUGAAACACUUAGGCAAACACUCAAUAGAUGAGCAGUCCUUUAAUCGUGUCAUUCAAAAGGAGAAACUGUUAAAAUAUGACCACUACUUGGUGCCAUAUACUUACUAUGAACUGGGAAGUUUAUAUUACCUAAAAGGAGAUUAUGCCACUGCAACAAAACACCUAAAUAACAUAAAAAACUACAAAGGCUAUUCCAUGGAAGCCCAAUUACAGUUUAGGGUUCACAUUGCCCUUGAAAAAAUAGCUAAAGAAAAGUGAUUUGUCAUGAAGUGUGGUUUUAUUAUGAGUGAAGUAGCAACAAUCAGUAAGGAUAUUAACAGGUAGAAAAAAUCAUUGCUUUGUGGGAGAAAUCCAAGAAGAGGCAGCUGCUAAGGGUCUGAGCAGUAACAAGUAAGAAAGGAAUCGGCCGUAACUUUUCCCUCUUUCUUCUCCACACCGAUAAAAUGCAAUGUCUGAGACUGGCAAAUGGAGUGAUGCAU